UUGGUUGGUAUCGGUGGCCUCCAUUUUGAAAGACGAUCCCGGCUCCGAAACGCGAGUUUAUUGUUGUUCGCGUCCACGUUGUGAUCCGGUUAGUUUCGGCGUCAGUGCGUUUUAAAGAUUUCUUAAACGCGUAUAAGAUCGUGAAUACAAUCGCGAGUGCGGUCGCGAUUGUACGGUGCAGUACAGUGGACAAAAGCAGGCGACAGCAGGAAAAUGCAGGGGACAAUAAUCGAAAACCUGAGCGGCAAGAAGCUCUCAGUGCUAGUGGUACUUUUGAUAAUCGCGCAAAUAGUUUGCUUUCUGAUAGGCGGUUUAAUUGCUCCAACACCUGCCAGUAGUCAAAAUAUUCUUGGCACACCAUGCAAAGACAUUCGUGUUAAUGCUUCUCAUCCUGAUGAAAAUAAGUGGUUUUAUUCAAGAGGAAAUGGUUCUUGUAUUCCAGCUGAUACGCAUCACUUUAGUUUAGACACUCAUGAGCAACCUUAUCAAAUUGUAUAUGCAUUUCAGAUGCCUGUUCCUCGGAACAGUCUGCAGCUUGAUUAUUCGAGAUGGCAACAAAAUUUAAUAGGCGUUUUACAAGUGGACAUUUCUUACAUCAAGCAAAUUGAAAUUGCUCCUAGGACAAAAGUAACACUGGACGCACGGCUAGCGUAUCGAAAUAAGCUUGAUCCAGAUGAUGAAUGGAAACCAUAUGCUGCUUCGAUUGUGGAGAGAAUUUUGGAUUGCAGCAUAGACAAGCCAGUGGACCAUUAUAAUUACAAUUGUAGUGUUAUGCCCUUGUUUGAACUAGGUUCAUUAUACCAUGAUUAUUACUUGUUAAAUAUUCGUCUUCCUUCCGAUAUAAACAAGAAUCAAGGAUUAGGACAUGUUGUCGAUCUUUGGCUUACAGCUAUUAAUCAAAAUGGUGGAUUCACGAAAGUAUGGGUGAGUCUAAAGACUGUUUACUUCCCAAUAGUGCUUUGUGUUUUGGCUUGGUAUUGGAAGAGAGUGUAUAUGUUAUCCAGAUCACCCGCACUCUUGGAAUACAUGCUCUUAGCUUUGGGUUCUGCGUUAACAUUUUUGAAUCUACCUCUGGAAUAUCUAACACUUGCUUACGAUAUGCCAUUUAUGCUACUUCUGGGUGACAUUCGACAAGGAGUAUUUUAUGCGAUUUUGCUGUCAUUUUGGCUUGUAUUUGCAGGUGAACAUUUAAUGAUUCAGGAGGGUGAACAAAGUAAUUCAUUGAAAUGCUACUGGCGGCAUCUUUCUGCAGUAGGUACCGGAUGUCUCUCGCUCUUUGUAUUUGAUAUGUGCGAACGUGGUGUACAACUGAGAAAUCCAUUCUACUCAAUUUGGGUUACCGAUCUUGGAACAAAAUUGGCACUAUCUUUCAUAAUUCUUGCUGGCAUAUCAGCUGGAGUGUACUUGCUGUUUUUGUGUUAUAUGAUAUGGAAGGUAUUUAUGAACAUUAGCGCGAAGAGAGCGGUUUUACCCAGCAUGAGCUCGGCACGGCGACUGCAUUACGAAGGAGUUAUAUACCGUUUCAAAUUCUUGAUGAUAGCAACAUUAUUAUGCGCAUCGUUGACUGUUAUUGGCUUUAUAUUAGGACAGGUUGCAGAAGGUCAAUGGAAAUGGGACGAAGAAUUACAGUUGGAAAUGACUUCUGCCUUUUUCACUGGCGUGUAUGGAAUGUGGAACAUCUAUAUCAUUGCAUUAUUAUGCCUCUAUGCACCUUCUCACAAGCAAUGGCCAAUUGAACCAUCUGAAAACAGUCUUAGCGAAGAAAUUGAAUUUUCUCCCUUGCCGACUGACCCUAAUGAAAUGCUAUCUCUAACCGCAUUUGCACGAAAAACAGCAGUAGAGUAAAUACUAUGAAUAAGACGUUAGGAUUUUUUACAUGAAUCUACAAUCAAAAUUUAAAUCAAAAACUAUUUGAUAACACUUUACAGAUAAUUAUAUGUAUUUGAUGUAACACUGAGAUAUCUACUGUAGUACUCAGGAGACACUGAUCACAAAGUAAUUAGUAAUAUGCAAUAGACUUUCUCCAUAAUAUCGAUUUAAUGUUAGCAUAUAUUAAUCGCAUAAAUAGUGUAAUGGUAUUUGAACUAGACAUAUAUCUGGAAUUUAUAAAAGAUUACUUUGCUUUUAUAUGAAUAAUCAGUUAAAAUUAUUACUUCAACAGCAAUCCAGUGAUCAAAUGAUCCAAGGCUUUUGAAUAAUUUUUUUAAUAGUCAACAAAAUUUUAUUACAGUUUUAUAAUCUUUAAAAAGAACUGUAUUAUGUAUUGUAUUGUACCGAAAAUAAUUGUAUUUAUAGUAUCCUGGCGCAACUGAAUAUUAUAUCUAUCUUGUGUAUCA
Linepithema humile (Argentine ant) is the source of this 2336-nucleotide messenger RNA. The record is from RefSeq and is a predicted model, not a curated record. NCBI's taxonomy places the organism in Eukaryota, Metazoa, Arthropoda, Insecta, Hymenoptera, Formicidae.